This is a messenger RNA of Pyrenophora tritici-repentis Pt-1C-BFP, 872 nucleotides long. RefSeq names its product Complex1-LYR-1 domain containing protein. The record is from RefSeq and is a predicted model, not a curated record. Lineage: Eukaryota; Fungi; Ascomycota; Dothideomycetes; Pleosporales; Pleosporaceae.
AAUGGCCACAAUGUCUCAAGAAGCAAUCGUACACGCUUACAGGCACGUAUAUCGUCACAGUCUGCGGGCAGUUCAAUUCUCGAAACCGGCUCGGUAUACAUUGCGUAACCGCAUCCGUCUGGCCUUUCGGAGAGGCUCUGCUACCGACUUUGAGCCUCAAAAGGUGCAGAACACGAUUGAGUUUCUCCAAUAUGCUACCAAGGAGAAUGGACUGGAACACAAGAUCGUGAAAAAUCUCCUGUUCGUCUGGUGGGUACAGGAAACUGGAGGCCGCACAAAAAAUUAUCAAUCAAGGACCAUGACUCGCGAUGAGCUCGAGAUCAAGACGACCGCAUACGAUACCUUUAACCACAACAUCCGUAUGCUCAAUGAAAGCAUGGGAAUAUGCCUGCCUUCCAUGACACUUCGCGAUCCAAACUAAGUCACGCUCACUUGAUGUCUGAGCAAGGAGAGUCUUACAUGAAGUCUUCGAGGAAGUUCUCGUCGCGGUUCUCGUUGCUGUUCGCCUCCAGGUUCUCCUCAGUCAUAACAUCGUCAUAAGCAUGGUCUCUUCGCCAUGCGAGCUCCUUGCGUUCCUUGGCAACGCGCGCUUCUUCUUUCCUCUAUCAUAGCGUCAGGACUCGUCCAUUGAGUGCGACGCUUGGAAGAAGACCCUUUGCGGAACAAGUGUGGUUCAAAAUAGAGAAAUCCACGUACCUUUGCCUGUAAAGCACUCUGAUCUCUCUUCCUCAACUCCGCCCGCCUCGCCUCCCGCUCUUCUCUCAGAUCAGGAAACUUCUCCACUUUGGUCUUGUUGAGACGAUUUACAAUAGCAUUCUCCCGCUGUUCCACAUGUAUGCGCUUGACCUAAACAAAUACAAUAAUCAGUUUUC